Molecule: messenger RNA, 508 nt
Organism: Ostertagia ostertagi
Lineage: Eukaryota; Metazoa; Nematoda; Chromadorea; Rhabditida; Trichostrongylidae
Source: the annotation of a GenBank genome assembly
AUGUAUCUGCCCACGUAUCUGUCAGUAUUCAUUUCAUGGAUUGCCUUCUGGAUCGACACCCGAGCAUUACCGGCUCGAAUCACCCUUGGAGUCUCAUCACUGAUGGCAUUGACCUUCCAGUUUGGAAACAUUGUUAAAAAUCUACCCCGUGUCUCUUUUGUGAAGGCUAUUGAUUUAUGGUUCUUUGUCUGUGUGGCCUUCAUAUUCUUCUCCUUAGUGGAAUUGGCAGUGGUAGGAUUCGUUGACAAGAUGGCAGAAAUCAAACGGCGAUCUAAAAGGCUUCGAUAUCAGCGGUCACAAAAUCUCAAUCAGAAGGCAAAAAUCAAGUGGAUCAAUGAAAGUGGUGGUGAAAGCUGCUAUGUGAACGGCAUGCCGGACUAUCAAAACGGCUACCCCUCGUACACGGAUAUUGAUAUGGGCGCCCGAGUGGAUGCCAUUGCUGCCAAAGCGUUUCCGGCUAUGUUUGCUGCUUUCAAUGUGUUCUACUGGUGGUACUACUUGAGCAGGG